Synchiropus splendidus (mandarinfish) is the source of this 1854-nucleotide messenger RNA. It is a transcript of the gene mtfr1, whose product is annotated as mitochondrial fission regulator 1. The coding region runs from base 169 to 1164 and encodes 331 amino acids. Gene Ontology annotation, biological process: mitochondrial fission; aerobic respiration. The record is from RefSeq and is a predicted model, not a curated record. NCBI's taxonomy places the organism in Eukaryota, Metazoa, Chordata, Actinopteri, Syngnathiformes, Callionymidae. The transcript has 8 exons. Gene Ontology annotation, cellular component: mitochondrion.
GGCCUUUUCUCGCCAGUAGUCGCUGCUCUCGUUUACUCGGUGUCACAAGGUGGAAAAUUAGGAGAAAAAACAGUUAACGUCACACGUGUUUCCACAGACUAGUGAAUGGCCAUGAAGCUCUCUGCACUGGAGCAUGAACCACUCUGCCCCUGAAGAAUCGAAACAGAAAUGAGCGGUCGCCAUGAACGGAUCGAAAUGGAUUUGGCUGUAGGGUCGGCCAAACCUUAUGGAUCCUCUCGUAGUAUUGUGAGAAGGAUAGCAACCAGUCUCCCUCUAAAGCCUUGCCCAAGAGUACACUUCCAGCUUUAUCCAUACUCUAAAGAGGCUGGCGUCCUGAUCAGCGCCAGGCGAGAGACAAGUCUGGUGGCCUCACUGGCUGAUGUUGCCUGGAUAGACCGAGAUGAUGACGAUCAAGAGGAGGAUGACGACUACUACGACAGACCACGAUCUCGGCCGCCAGCUGGACUUGUGUUUCGAGCAUGUCAGCCGCGGAGGCAGGUCUUGUCCCGCCAGACGUCGCUGCCCAGCCUGCACCAGGGGCCUCCAGACCCUCAGGGCCACACCGUGGCCAACGAGGAGGCCAUUCAGAAGAUCAGCGCUCUGGAGAGUGAACUCGCCAAACUCCGAGCUCAGAUCGCUCAGAUUGUCCUGGCGCAAGAGCAGAGCUCACAGCCAGCCAAAACGGUACCGCCGCCCCCAGCACCAGCCUGUGGCAGCCUGGCGCCCCCACCUCCUCCACCCCCACCGCCACCACCACCUCCCCCUUUGAAUUUCCAGCGGACAUUUUCUGCCAUUGACCUCAUAAAGGAGCGCAAAGGGAAGAAGACGGAGCAGCAGACGGUGGUGGAGGUGAAGGCCGCUGACAUCCCCAACAUGCUGGACGUUCUGAAGGACAUGAGCAAAGUCAAGCUGCGCUCUGUGAAAGGUCGCUCAGUGGACGGUGAAGCCAAAGAGAAGCUGAAAGAGCCUGCAGACGCCGCAACACUAAUAGCUGAGGCACUGAAACGCAAGUUCGCUCAUCGCUACAGAAACAACAGCGUCCAUGAGGACGACUUCAAACUCCCUGACCAGGAAGUGAAACCACGCAGUCAAACCCCUUUGUUUGGACAGCACAUGCUAAAACCAACUGGCAAACGAAAGUUGGUGACGGCCAACAAACAAUGAACUCACCAGUGAAACCAAGUCCUGCAUCUCAGACCCGGACCUGCAGCUGCCUCCUCUUCUAUCAGCUGGUUCUGGAAGCACAAGGGAAUUUGCCGGAGUGCGACUUCCUCAAGCCAUUUCUCUGUUCAUUUGAAGACCAACCUGUUUGUUCUGCACUUUGCGUGUGUAUUGCACCCUCACCCUCAGACUUGAUACUGUACGAUAUUUAAUUGAAGAUCGUUCACUAGGUUUUUUUUUUUUUAUUAAGACUGACAGUUGAGUCUCUUCCACCACACAAGAGUUUUCUUUCUAUAGUUUUGUUAUUGUGUAGAGUAAUUUAUAAUGAGCAUGUAUUUAUGCUAGGAGAGUUUAAACUGUGGCAUUUUAUCUUGUGGAGAAAUCUUUUAGUAACUUUAUCUGUGGCUCCAAAUCCCAGUGGUGGAGGCACUUGCCAAAAUGUCUUGUGGCUCAUGUCAAGUGACCUCAGUUCUUGGACCAAAGUUCCGAAACUGUGAGGAAGCAUUUUGUUUUCAGUAGAUUUAAGUCACUUUUCUUUUACCAAAAAGCAGAAACCAUCUUGUCGCUGUGAAGCUGAAGUUGUGUUGGGACUCCGAGGAGUGGUGGACUGUUUUGUCAGUGUGUUUUUACGUAUGUUUUAAUCCUAUGUCAUGUUUCUAUGUUCCUGUGAAACGCCAAAUCAAUAAAUACCAU